AUGCAAGACAUUCUCUUGUCGGAUAUACCGAGCGUGCAGAGCUACAGUGCUUAUGUGCUAGACAAGGCGCGCAAGGUGCACAACAUCUUCCCCGAGACUCAAUGUUGGUUUGUGUCAAACGAGGAGGAACAGCGUCGAGUCGAGUACCCGGGCAUCGCGGCAGGACCCACUGUGGGCAUCGACGAGUAUAUUUCGAUGGAGUCAUCGAGACCUCGGCUACGCAGGAUAUCCUCGAGUUUUGGCCGUGGGUCAGCUGAGUACCCCUCUCACGUUCUCUUCCCAACUCCCGUUGGACAAGUGUGA
Molecule: messenger RNA, 303 nt
Organism: Sparassis crispa
Lineage: Eukaryota; Fungi; Basidiomycota; Agaricomycetes; Polyporales; Sparassidaceae
Exons: 2
Coding region: 1-303 (100 amino acids)
Source: RefSeq, a predicted model, not a curated record